AUGGCUGAUACUAAUAGCGAUAUCGAGAAAGAAAAAAAGAUCGAUGAAGAAGCUGAAGUAGCUAAACCAGUUGAUUCUGAAAGUGUUGAAGAAGAACGUGAAGGUUGGGGUAAAAAAAUUGAAUUUCUCCUUUGCUGCGUUGGCUAUGCAGUUGGAGUUGGCAAUGUAUUGCGAUUUCCAUACCUAUGCUACGAAAAUGGCGGCGGGGCAUUUCUGAUUCCAUACUUUCUAUGCAUGAUAUUUUGUGGCAUACCGCUGAUUGCGUUAGAAUUUGCUAUUGGGCAAUACUGGCAGAAAGGACCUACCGUGGUCUUUUUACAUCUAUGUCCGCUAUUAAGUGGGAUUGGCUAUUGCAUGAUUAUGAUAUCUUUCCUAGUGUCUACCUAUUACAUCAGUUUGCUUGUUUGGGUUCUUUAUUACUUAUUCAGCAGUUUUGGUAAUCCAUUGCCUUGGUUAACUUGUGAUAACCCAUGGAAUACACCAAACUGCGUUGUCUAUAAUAGAUCAAAUCCAAACCUAACUGGGACUUCACCAAGCGAAGAAUUUUUAAACGAAAAAGUUCUAAAUAUGACCAGUUCGCCGUCAGAAAUCGGAAUUGUGAAGUGGGAUCUGGUUCUACUACUCUUGUUGUCAUGGAUUAUCAUUUAUUUUUGCUCAUUCAAGGGCGUUCAAUGGACUGGAAAGGUCGUUUACUUUACGGCAACAUUCCCUUAUCUUGUUUUGAUCAUCCUUUUCAUCCGUGGACUUACCUUGGAAGGUGCUGGUGAUGGUCUUUACUUUUAUUUAAGUCCAAAGUUUGAGCUGCUACGAAGUAUAGAUGUUUGGAAAAAAGCAGGAACUCAGAUCUUUUAUUCCUUAGGCAUCGGCUUUGGUAGCUUAAUUGCUUACUCUAGUUAUAACAAGAGAGACAAUAAUGUUAUAAAGGAUGCGGUUGGUUUGGCACUUAUAAACUGUGGGACCAGCUUUUUUGCUGGAUUUGCCAUAUUUUCUAUGAUGGGCCAUAUGUCACGCAAACUGAAUGUACCAGUCGAACGAGUGGUAGCUGAAGGUCCUGGAUUAGCUUUCAUAAUAUAUCCAGCAGGGUUAGCGACUCUACCAGCAGCUCAGUUUUGGUCGGUGUUAUUUUUCUUUAUGCUAAUCACCUUAGCCUUGGAUAGUCAGUUUGGAAUGGUUGAAUCAGUAGCGACUGGUAUUGAAGACGCUUUUGCAAAACAUUUACGUGGUAAGAAGCCGUUGACGGUUGGGGUCUUGUGCGUGGUGCAAUUUCUGUUUAGUAUCGCAUGUGUAACUCAGGGUGGCAUUUAUAUCUACUAUAUUUUCGAUUCAUAUUCUGGAUCUACUGCGUUGAUAUUGGCCGUAGCCGUAGAAUCGUUAACUAUAAGCUGGAUUUAUGGUGUAAACAGAAUGGCUCGUAAUAUAGAAAUAAUGAAAGGCUCUCCAGUUUGGUUUGGUUGGAAAAUCUUUUGGGCUGUUAUUACUCCAGGAUUUAUGAUUGUAAUUUUCGUGUAUAGUAUUAUUGAUUACGCACCACUUAAAUACGGCGGUAAGCGUUAUCCGUGGUGGGGAGAUUUUAUUGGUUGGGUCAUGACUGGGCUUUGCAUUAUUAGUAUCAUUAUUCCUGGUCUAGUUCUGUUAAUUAGGGAGAAGGGUACCCUUAAAGAGGUGAAAAGAUAA
This is a messenger RNA of Trichoplax adhaerens, 1674 nucleotides long. RefSeq lists its product as uncharacterized. Gene Ontology annotation, biological process: sodium ion transmembrane transport. NCBI's taxonomy places the organism in Eukaryota, Metazoa, Placozoa, Uniplacotomia, Trichoplacea, Trichoplacidae. The coding region runs from base 1 to 1674 and encodes 557 amino acids. Gene Ontology annotation, cellular component: membrane. The record is from RefSeq and is a predicted model, not a curated record. The transcript is spliced from 12 exons.